This is a messenger RNA of Synchiropus splendidus (mandarinfish), 1183 nucleotides long. Its product is annotated as transcription factor 7-like 2. The transcript is spliced from 6 exons. Gene Ontology annotation, biological process: regulation of transcription by RNA polymerase II; canonical Wnt signaling pathway. Gene Ontology annotation, cellular component: beta-catenin-TCF complex. The record is from RefSeq and is a predicted model, not a curated record. The coding region runs from base 238 to 1074 and encodes 278 amino acids. NCBI's taxonomy places the organism in Eukaryota, Metazoa, Chordata, Actinopteri, Syngnathiformes, Callionymidae. Gene Ontology annotation, molecular function: RNA polymerase II cis-regulatory region sequence-specific DNA binding; DNA-binding transcription factor activity, RNA polymerase II-specific.
UUUAAAGUAUGUUCAUCACAGUGGAACACGCUAGUCACUUCAUCAUCAAAAACACGCCUUAAGUCUCACGUGAUGAAAAGCACCUUCACCUAUCUCCAUCUUUCUAGUCAUGAACCUCUUCUUCCCUGGGGUCCACAUACAUCUGACGGUUUAGGCUCAGGCUCAAGUCAGAAUGUUUCUAAUGCAACCGUGUGACAGGAUCAUUGCCAAAGCGUGAGGAGAAACCUGACUAGGCAGAUGGAACCUCAAGAGAGUGAAGUGGAGCUGGAUCUGGUCCUCUCCACACUCCAGGAAAUGUUCGGUGACCUUUCACCUGCCUCUGCGACCCCCGUUGCCCUGGACUGCCAACCGCCCGAGUCUUCCACUUUAGAACCCCUGGUGGAUCAUCUCAGCAGGGCCGCCUCCUGUGGGCUCCGCCAGGACGACCUGCAUGGAGGCGUCCCCUCGGGAGUUCACAUGGAGCCGUGCUACGGCAGCAUCUCCUCCAGGCUCACUCUGGAUCAGCCUCAGUCGGGAGUGCUGAUGGAGCCGGUGCACGGGUGCGUUCCCUCAGGACCCAUGGCGGUAGGGCAGAUACAUCCGGUGUACUCCUUCCCAACUGGGCACCUGUGGUCAUUGCACCACGGUGGUGUCUUUGUCUACAACCAGAACAACUACAUGCCAAUGAUGGAGGUUCUACAUGACGCUCCGCCAGGUGCUCCUUGUGUUGUUAACGGUGACAUGAUGAUCAACGCCAAAGCGCCGUCUUACUCCGGCGUGUCCCUUCCAAGGCACCAGCCGUCUGAUCAGCAGAAGAGUGGGCCCUACAUCAGGAGACCACCCAACGCCUUCAUGAUCUUCAUGAGGGAGAACAGAGCCAAGAUCACCGCCAGUCUCAAACCCAAACACAGCGUGGAAGCCAACAGCAUCCUGGGAAAGAUGUGGAAGUCCAUGUCUGCGGCGGAGCAGGAGAAAUACUACCAACUGGCCGCGGUCGAGCGACGACUCCACGCAGCGCAGCACCCGGACUGGUCCAGCAAAGACAACUAUGGGAAGAAGAUGAAGAGGUACAGGGGCAAAGCUGCGCGGCCUUGAAGGACCUCUCAACAAUUCUCCUUUUCAUCUACUCUCUUCACUGGAUUCUCCCGCUAACUCCUGCAGCUCGACUCAUCUCUGUUAAACAUCAGCCCAAUAAUAAACAAUA